This is a messenger RNA of Cherax quadricarinatus, 4242 nucleotides long. Lineage: Eukaryota; Metazoa; Arthropoda; Malacostraca; Decapoda; Parastacidae. The record is from RefSeq and is a predicted model, not a curated record.
CACAGGCAGCCAGGCCACACUACUCAACACAUCUCGACCAAAUGGAGGAAGCACCGAUGAGGUCUUAUAAUUUUGAGAAAGUGGAAAAGCUUUUUCAACGAUGUCUCACGAAAGUUCUGAACAUUGAUUUAUGGCGUCUCUAUGUCACAUAUGUUAAGGAGACCAAGUCCAGUCUGCCAACUUACAGAGAGAAGUUGUCACAAGCUUAUGAAUUUGCCAUCGACAAGAUUGGAAUGGACUACAAUUCUUAUACACUGUGGAAUGAUUAUGCCAACCUUUUGAAGAAUGUGGAAGUAGUUGGCUCAUAUGCUGAGAACCAAAAGAUUAUGGCAGUCAGGAAGGUAUACCAGCGUGGAAUUGUUACACCAAUGGCUAAUAUUGAGCAGUUGUGGAGAGACUAUCUUGAAUUUGAAAAAAAUAUCAAUCCAAUUAUUGCGGAGAAAAUGAACAUAGAGAGGGGACGAGACUACAUGAAUGCCAGGAGAGUUGGUAAGGAGCUGGAGGCUGAGACACGAGGCUUAAACCGUCACUUGCCAAGUAUACCACCAUCUGCUCUGCCAGAAGAAACUAAACAGGUCGAAAUUUGGAAGAGAUACAUCAGGUGGGAGAAAGACAACCCUCUUCGUACCGACGAUCAGACACUGGUGACCAAGCGAGUGAGGUUUGCUUAUGAACAGUGUCUCUUGUGUCUCUCUCACCACCCAGACAUCUGGUAUGAGGGAGCACUCUUUCUUCAAGAAUCAUCUAAACUCUUGUCAGAGAAAGGGGAUGUAAAUGCAAGCAAAAUCUUCAGUGAGGAAGCUGCACAGAUAUAUGAGAGAGCAAUCUCUGGGCCACUGAGAAAGAAUCAGCUGCUAUUCUUUGCAUAUGCUGACUUUGAAGAGUCUCGACUACGAUAUCAAGAAGUUCACAAAAUAUAUCAACGAUACAUAGAAAUGGAAGAUGUUGAUCCAACUUUGGCCUAUCUUCAAUAUAUGAAAUUUGCGCGGCGUGCGGAAGGCAUUAAAUCGACAAGAGAAGUGUUCAAGAAGGCUCGUGAAGAUAUUCGUACACAGUUUCACGUUUAUGUUGGUGCUGCGUUAAUGGAGUAUUAUUGUACCAAAAAUAAAGACAUUGCCUUCAGGAUAUUUGAACUUGGCCUCAAGAAGUUUCCAGACAAUGCUGAUUAUAUUAUGGCUUACGUGGAUUAUUUAUCACAUUUAAAUGAGGAUAACAACACGAGGGUGUUAUUUGAGCGUGUUUUAACCUCAGGACAACUGAAGAAUGAAGAUACAGUAGGACUUUGGAAUCGUUUUCUGGAGUUUGAGUGUAAUGUUGGAGACUUAGCAUCUAUUGUCAAGGUUGAAAAAAGACGAGCACAUGUAUUGCAGAAGCUGCAAGAGUUUGAGGGGAAGGAUACAGCUCAGCUUGUUGACCGCUACAAGUUUAUGGACCUUUAUCCCUGUACCCCUGCUGAACUUAAAGCAAUUGGUUAUCGAGACAUCUCAACACACACAAUGAUCACUAAUCCAAACAUUCCCCGAGGCUUGUCCAUUCACGAGGCCCAGGAACCAACUUAUGCGAGACCCGAUUUUUCACAGAUGAUUCCCUUCAAACCCAAGGCAAAAUACAUACCAGGCGAACACCCUGUGAAAGGUGGAGCCUUUCCCCCUCCUGCUGUGGCUAACUUAUUAUCUCUACUGCCACCGCCCAGUUAUUUCCGUGGCCCCUUCGUCAAAUUAGAGGCUCUGGUUGAUCUCUUUAUGAGACUCAACCUUCCAGAGCAAGGUGGUCAGUGGUCGACUAGUGGCAGCCAUGAUGUUCGACUCUUUGAACUGUCUAAGUCAGUCCACUGGGUGGUCGACCCAAGUGGAGACCGAAAGAGAAAAGUAAUUCCAGGAGAUGACUCAGAUGAUGAGGAUGGCAACAAACCAGUGCUUACUAGUGAUAUUUACAGAGCUAGACAACAAAAGAAAAUGAAAUAAAGCUAUCUCACCUACUAUAUUAUGUACCAGGUUGUAAUGGCUGUGGGCUACUGACAGCAACACCAUGGUUGGUCAGGCAGCCAACAAGGAAGUUUUGCCUCAGGGCAGACUGCAAGGGUAGAACCCUUGAGAUCAGUCACAGGUAUGGUGGGAAUCUGAUGAUGUACCAUUAUCAAUGUUGUAAAUCAUCUCUACACAAGAGGUUUCUGUUGAAGAUUGUGUAUGAUAGUAGGUAUAUGACACAGCUCAAACUUCUUAAUCUUACUAAGUUCAUAGAGUAAUCAGGUUUUAGACAUUCUGAUAUUUCAUAUCAUUAUGAGAUUGUUGAUGUUGUAUUCAGUGUCAAAGAUAAAAGAUAUUUACCAAGACUGAUUGCAAUAUCUUAAAAAGUCUCUGAGUAUGUUGUGAGCAAACAUUUUUAACUGUGAUAUGGAGUACCAGUAUUGCAGUGAUCGCUGACCAAAAUUCAGGUCAUUGUAUAAUUUAUCUUCGCAGAAGUCUUUUAUUUUCUCAUUUAAAUUAAAAUACCAAGUUCUGUAAAGAGCUACGAGGUGCAGUUGUGUUCUGCAUCACAUCCCAUAAUACUGGGGCUCAGUUCAGGGGCAAGGUAAGAUUAACAGACUGACAGAUGCAUUCAGCUGCCAGCCACAGCUGGUUGUCUUCAUGAUGAGUCUCAGAGUUGAACUUUAAUAUACACAAGGGUAUCACUGAGUUAUAGUAGUUAUCCAUGCCAAGGAUGUGAGGAUUUGAUUUUAUAGAAACUUCUUGCUGGUAUUAAAUAAAAACAAAUUUAGCAAUACACAAGGCCCUGUUUUGAGAAUAAUGUAUUAUUAAUGUAAAUAUUAUGUUUUAUGGUAAGAGAUGCAAGAAAUUUUCUGAAGAUUAGCUAUCAUCAUCUUUAGCAUAUUAAUUGUUUUUCCAUAUUUUAAUCAACUUUCAAUGCUAUGACCAGCAUGUGAACCUAGGAAUCCUAAGCUCAGGGACCCACAUGUACUCUAAAAUUUCCGAUCUUAGUUUCGUGUUAUUGUGAGAUUUGUAGUCAUGACUUAAGAAUUAUUGAGAGAUUGUUCUAUUCUAAUCAUGCCUGAGUGCUAAGGGAAACUAGGUAAGAUAAUUGUGAGUCAUAAUUAUCAGUGCAUAAAUUGCUAAAUUUUUAUUCUGUAAAUGUUGUCUUGAGGAAUGAAAAAUUGUACAAGCCAGCAUGUAUAGAAGGUAAAUCAGGUUCACCAAACCAGCAAGUUGGCUGCACUUUUUCAAAGAUUUCUUGAAACCCAAUAAAUACGAAGACUCCAGGUGUACAAAGUGAGACCUUCAGAGAUCAUAUUCAACUUACCAGUAUUAAAAUUGAAAAUACAAAAUGUGACAGAAUAUGUUAGUCUAAGCCAAAAAAAAAGUUGAUGAAGGGCAAUAAGUCUUUAAAAGUGAAAUGAAAUUUUUUUUUGUCUCGAGUUUCAUAGCUAUUUUGAAAUGAAAAGUACAAAUAAUGUAUGUGUAUAUAUAUUGUGUGUAUGUGUAUGUAUAUAGUAAUCAGUUUUGUAGUUCAGAUUAAUGGCACAACAUGCCAAGCUAAUUUUAUUUUUGAAACUGUGAAGAAUUUAAACAUAAAAAUAUCAUCAUAAAAUGUAAUCUAAAUCUGAUUCUUAUUCAUAUAAUAAAAUGUUCUAUAGAUCAGUUAAUUCAGUGUAAUUUAUAUUUGUAUAUGUCCAUGUACAGGCCUUGAAAAUUGAGGUUGUAAUGCAAGUAUAAAUAGCAAGCAUAUAUUUAGGAAACAGACAACACUGUAGGUGAUGAAGCUGAUAAACACAUCAUCAGGAAGUAUUUAAGAGUUCUCUGAGAGCUGUAGGACCUUUAAGGUUUGCCACAUUUUUUUGUGACUAUCAUAAUCACGAGUUUCUUCAUGCAUCAGUAUUGUUUAAAAAUUGUCUCGAGGUGUACCUUUAGGUAUUUCAGAACUGCAGUGUGUAUUAAUAUAUUUUAUUGUAUCUUUGUGUAGUUUUGAUGUAUCAUUAAGGUUAUAAAUUAUUACUACAAUAUCCCAGUAUGCAUUACUUCAUCUUUUACCACUUCCUCUCUUUUUCUACUCUGUAGCUACUUUCCUCUCUUUACCAAUAGUUCCUACCACUUUUCCUCUCUUCACCAACACUUCUUACCCUUGUGACAGUGUUAAAGUUCUAACAUAUUGUGUUUCCUGUUGCAUUAUAAAUGCACCCAUGUUCACCAGAUUUUUUAUACAAUAAUAAUAAUAUGUUACUUCUCUAAUAAAAAGAAAAUGUGUUCA